Physella acuta is the source of this 4931-nucleotide messenger RNA. RefSeq lists its product as uncharacterized. The record is from RefSeq and is a predicted model, not a curated record. NCBI's taxonomy places the organism in Eukaryota, Metazoa, Mollusca, Gastropoda, Physidae.
CUUUUUAUUAUUCAUUAUAAAACUUUUAACAAAAUCAAUUAUCUUAUAUUCUCGUUUUGAAUCAUGUGGUUGCUAUCACGUGACGUUUUGGCGUCAAAAUGGCUGCUUUUGAGUAUAAAUUUUAAUAAGCAGUGUUCAAUGUAAAACUCCACUCAUCCUCUUUGUAUCAUAAAGUAUCAUUUAUCUGCUGGCAGAAAUGAAUUAACAUAAAUAAAUGGAUCCAAAGUGUAAACACUAGGCAGGUAUUGGUUGACAGGAAUAAAAUGUCAGAGCAGGAAGAUGGCUGCUCUGAGACGGAUAGCAUUUAUUUAAAAGAUUCAAAGGCUGUGAGUGGACAUGAGAAUUUAACCUCUGAAAAUGAAGAUUUCUGUACAGAGAGCCAAACACACAGUGAAAGAGAGCAGUUUGAUGGGUCUUCUGAUGAAUCUCAAAAAAAUUAUGAGCAAGUGGGCAGUCAUAAAAGUGGGAAGAAAUUUAAACCCAAAGUUAAAAUUAAAACUUUAACCAUCGAUGGGCAGCUGGUUUACUUUUGUAAAAUAUGUGAUAAAAUCUUUACAAGACGAAAAGACAAACUGAACCAUGAACUUGCUCAUAGUGGUGAGUCUGUUCUUACUUGCACAGAGUGUGGGAAAGAGUACUUGCAUGAAUCAAGUUUGGCAUCCCACAUGCGAACUCAUGACGGAGAUCCUCUUUACAUGUGUGACCUAUGCCCGAAAAUGUUCGCCCAGAGUCAUCACUUGAAGACUCACAUCCUGUCCCAUUCUGAACCUACAAACUUUGUAUGUAAAACAUGUUUUAAAGAGUUUGCAACAACCUCAGAUCUAAACCACCACUGCCGUGUACAGAUCAAGCAUGAAAUGACACAGCUGUGGUGCAAAAUGUGUAAGGUUUUUCUCUGCCGCCAUCACGAUCUGGUCACAGAGAAGAGGCUUCAUGCCUACUGCUGCACAGCUUGCAAUGAAUUGUUCUACACAAAUAAGAAACUGAAAAUCCACAUGAAAAAGUUUGCGCAUUUUUCUACAGAGAAGCCGAAAUACAUAGAACCUUUACGUGAAUAUGAACUGUACCCUGACAAGAUCUCUGAAAAUCCAAAGAAAAUGACUGCUCAGAAAGAAAACGAGUUUAUAAAAAAGUCUGAACAGUGUGAUUUGACCACCAAGCGACCUGGGACAGAGUUGACUGAAGAAGAGCCUCCUCCAAAAAAAUUUAAGCUGUCACCAAGAAAAGUGUUUUUAGAGAAUGAACAUUCAAGUACCUCAAUGCAAGAUUCUGCACCAGAGAUUAAAAAAGAAUUGGAUAUAAAGUCACCCAAUAAACAUAGAAAGGGUAAACCUUACUGCAAGAAAUGCAACAAGUCCUUUAAAGAUACAUCUGACCUGGAGCAUCACAAAGCCGCAGUGCAUGAAGAUAAACCUGAGGUUUCUACAGAGAGCUCAGAACCUUUGUCCAGGGAGUCUGAGAGUAGCAAAGCCCUGUCCCACACUUGCCCUGUGUGUAAUGACAGUUUCACGUGCUCUGGGGAGCUGACGAGACAUUUGAAAAUGCAUGUUGAUGAGUUCCCGUACAAGUGCAGCCAGUGUGGGAAAGCUUUCAGGCUUAAGAUCCAGCUUAUUCAGCAUGUCAGGCUCCACAUCUCCCAGGAGUCUGGCAGUGUGACCUUGUCAAAGUCUCUCCCUAAAACAGAGUGCCAGUCCUUGACAGCACAGAAUCAAAGUGAGGCUGAAAUAUUUAAGUGUCACCUAUGCUGUAAGGUGUUUUCAUUCCGCUAUAAGCUGCUGAACCACUUAAGACUACACACAAAUGUUAAGUGCUUCCAGUGUUAUAUCUGUCACAAGGCUUUUGCUACCAAACACUACCUACAGAGGCACCUGCAAGUCCAUAUCAAACAAGGCAUGGAUGUCGACAUACAGAAUAUUAUAGUGGACGAGGAAUCUAAAACAGAGCUGGAUAAUAUCCAAAUCAUGAAGGAAAAGUCUCAGAUAAAAGAGGACGAUCUGAGUGAGGUGGAUGUUUUGGAAAAAGAAAGUUUGAAAAGGAUCUCGGUGUAUGAGGAUAAAGAUGUUGCAAAAAUCGAAUCUUUGCAGAAUGCAGUAAAUCUUAUACAGGUUAAGGCGGAAGUUGAAGAGUCUGAUAGUGAUUCAGGGCACAGCUUCUGCUCCUCUUUGACAAGAGAGUCAGACAGAAGCGAUCCUUUUAGGUUCUCUUCAGAUGAGUCCAACACUUUUAAAAGCACCAUGGCGAAAGAAAGGAGAAGGCUCAGACGAAGGUGGAUAAGGCAGUCAAAAAAGUUGGCAAGGAAUAUAAAAAUAUUAAAGUGUCCCGUGGAAGAAAAGUCCAUCACGGUCAAAGAGGAAACAGAAGAGGAUGUGACCAAUAUGAUGGUAGAGUUGAAUGGGGUUCAGUCUGAAAUGGAUAAUGUUAUGACGGUUUAUGUGGAUUUAACCCAAAUGAAAACGGUGAAAAAUGUGGAUCAGGGGAGCGAAACAAAGAGUAAUUUAGUUUGUAACGAGCUGGGUUUGUCACCAAAUACAACAGUUAAAGUUGAAACACAGCCUGAUAAUGUUGAUGAUGCUGUGUUGAGUGAGGUUGAUGGGAAAAAUAAUGAUGUUCCGAAAGAUACAAAUAAAAAAUUUAAAACCCUCUUGUUUGAGCUUGACGCGGAGCAGUUAGAGAACAACAAUUUUAUCAUCCCCAGCAGAUUAGAAGCACAAAGUUUGGAAGGCGAUGCUGUCUGUGAUAGUGAUCAGAAAAAUAUUACCAAAUUUGUAUUUCAAACAGGAGACGAAGUUGUCAAACCCAUUUAUUCCGGCAAUCAUCCAUUAAAAGCACAAACCAGCCUCUCUACUCAGAGUCAGCAGACCAAAUCUGACCCUGAUGUCUCUAACUUGGAUAGACUAAAACAAGUUUUUGAAAAUUCUUCUAAAUAUUUACCAUUGUCCCAGGCUUCGAGCAUUCCUUGUUAUGAACCAAUCACUCCACCAAAGAAAACACCAACAGAGUGUAAGACACUAGAGUUCCCUUCCUUUGAGCCUCACCACAACAUCACAGAAUCACAGGACAAACAUGUCUUCUCACCCCCUCAAGAUUUAAAGCCCAGCGCUCAUGUUCAACACUCAGCUGUCCACUUUGAUCACAGUCAGAGAGACACCAAAUCUACCUUGGGUCCCUACGAGUUAAUCUCUCCUCCAAAACCACUUGUCAUAGACAUCCCAGCAACCAGCCCCAGAACUAGUUCCACGCCUCGGAGCUCCUCCAGAGACAAACCUGCAGAUACUCACUCGAAAACUCCCACCACACCUAAUCUGACUCACCAAACCUCGAGUGCAUCUCCUUCACAGUUUUCUAUGACCAACACAAGUUCCUCUACCUCCUACAGAUCCAACACACCCAUCAGCUCAAGCAGUUCUGGUUAUGCAUCUCAUCUCCCUGAACACUCAAAUUCCCAAAACACAUUACAAAAAAUCCACAACCAGAGAAGGCCUGAGACACAAGUUGUUCCAUUGCAAGCUGUAAACUCUACACUGAAAACGUCCAGCUCCAGGCCAGCUAUGCACUACAGUGACAAUUCUGUUUACAAUCAUUUGAGUGUUAGCACAAGUUCAUCGACCAGCAAUAGGGUUAAUCCUGUCUUACCAUCCAGCACACAGAGCUUCAGAGUUCCCAGCAGUCAGUCUGGCUCCAACACACACGUCAGUCUGGCUUCAAGUUCCAGCGCGCCUGUCCACAUGAGGUUACCCAGCUAUACCUCACCUGUACACACCAGUUUAUCAAGUUCCCACACACCUGUUCAUGUGGGUCUCCAAAGUUAUAGCGCACCUAUGCACACAAGUUUAUCAAAUUCCAAUGCAAAUGUUCAUGUCAGUCUCCAAAAUUAUAGCACACCUAUGCACACAAGUUUAUCAAAUUCUAACGCAAAUGUUCAUGUCAGUCUCCAAAAUUAUAGCACACCUGUCCAUACAAGUUUAUCAAAUUCCAACGCAAAUGUUCAUGUAAGUCUCCAAAAUUAUAGCACGCCUAUGCACACAAGUUUAUCAAAUUCCAAUGCACCUCUUCAUGCAAGUCUUCCCUCAAGUUUCAGCACAAAUGUAUCAAGUUCUAACCAAAAUACUUUUAUACUGAAUUCAUCAUCAAUUUUUGACACCAACAACCCGGUGCUUAGGGAUAUGAACAUGAUGGACUUAGUGAACUCAACACAUGCAACAAACCAUAUGUACGGGCAUGUAGACCAAAUCAACUCACAGGCCCUGCCGGGGUCUGCUUUCAACCUGCUGCAGCAGUCAGCACUGGACCAGCAGGUCAGGCACAACCUCAUGGCCAUGGCCGACGCUCAGGGUAUGUCGUUACAGCCACAGAAUGCAGUGCUGAGCGUGGGGAACUCGUUAGGAAUUAAUCUAGGAACAUUUGGGAAUUCGUUUCCUUCAGUGUUUAAUCAAAGACUCGACCCUGUGGGGAUGGGUGGGGCAAUGGACAGUUCGAUGAUCAGUCUUGCCAGUGACGAUGCUGCCGUGUACUUGAGGAGCCUGCAUGAGUCGAUGACCAGGUCUAACCCAGGAAAUGUUGGCAUGUAUCCACCAAUGUCGAUAAACAUCAACCAGACUGGUGGGGCUAUGCCGUUGAAUAUAUCAAAUAAUUUUUCUUUAAAUUCCGACAGCUUUGGAAAUUUUUUACCUCAGGGUAUAGAUCCACAGGGGUCGUUUAGUUACGGGAAUAUUGCUGCAUUGCACGGUGGCUUGCCGGUCAACAUUAGCGGCGCCCCACAGCUGAUGCACAACAUGGCGGGUCCAUUUCCUCCCGGUAUAGUCCAGGACAGUCUCAGGAACAGUUCGGCACCUUUUGGUUUCAAUAUUCUAAAUCCUGCUGUUUUGCCUGGCAAUGGCCCCAUUACAAUGAUAAGCAGUUUCAAUCCACAUUUUUACCCUGGUUUCCCCUAA